AGUUUUUCUUUAGUUUUGUUAGGGUGGGCGUUUUAGUUAACAUGUAAUUGGGUGAACUGACCCUAAACAUAUUUCGACACAGCCAGUCCUGCCUGCUCACAGUGAGAGUGCAGCCCUGACCUGGAAGAUAUUAAGUGCAGCGUUAAUGUUUGAGCAGAGCAGCGACAGCUUCCUGCAGCCUGCUGCCCGACACAGAGCCCUGUCUGCCGCACCGACGGUGAGCGCCUCCGCUGUUUGUAAGCUUAAAACACAAGCUAAUCACGGAGGACUUCACCCACCAUGGAGAUCUCUUUUGCAGGCAAACGAGCUCUGGUGACCGGGGCAGGAAAAGGGAUUGGCAGGGCCACGGCUCUGGCUCUGGCACGCUGCGGGGCAAAGGUCACAGCGGUCACACGCACACAGGCCGACCUCCACAGCCUGCUGCAGGAGUGUGACUCCAUCACCCCAGCGUGUGUGGACCUGGCAGACUGGGGGGCCACGGAGGCGGCCCUGCAGGAUGUGGGCCCCAUCGAUCUGCUGGUGAACAACGCAGCCUUUUGCACUCUGCAGCCGUUUCUGGAGGUCACACCCGACAAGUUUGACCAGUCUUUCGAUGUGAAUGUGAAGGCGGUGCUGCAUGUCUCCCAGAUAGUGGGCCGGGGUAUGAAGGCCCGAGGAUCCGGAGGCUCCAUCGUGAACGUGUCCAGCCAGGCCUCGCAGUGCGCCCUCAGAGAGCACACCGUCUACUGUGCCACUAAAGCAGCUCUGGACAUGCUGACUAAAGUGAUGGCUCUGGAGCUGGGCCCCCACCAGAUCCGUGUGAAUAGUGUGAACCCCACAGUGGUGAUGACCGACAUGGGUCGACUGGGCUGGAGCGACCCCGCGAAAUCCAAGACCAUGACGUCCAGAAUCCCCCUGGGCCGAUUUGCAGAGGUGGAGGACGUGGUGAACAGUAUUUUGUUCCUGCUCAGUGAUAAGAGCAACAUGACUAGCGGAGUCUCUCUGCCAGUGGACGGAGGCUUCCUGGCUUGCUGAGCAACAGGAGCCACCUGCCACCAAUAUAACCUUCAUACCUUCCCUGUGUUAGAAGUCAUUUUGUUUUAUAAAUAAAAUGCACAACAAACCUCAAACCUUA
This is a messenger RNA of Eleginops maclovinus (Patagonian blennie), 1114 nucleotides long. RefSeq names its product dicarbonyl/L-xylulose reductase (gene dcxr). NCBI's taxonomy places the organism in Eukaryota, Metazoa, Chordata, Actinopteri, Perciformes, Eleginopidae. The coding region runs from base 280 to 1014 and encodes 244 amino acids. The record is from RefSeq and is a predicted model, not a curated record. Gene Ontology annotation, biological process: glucose metabolic process; xylulose metabolic process. The transcript is spliced from 9 exons. Gene Ontology annotation, molecular function: carbonyl reductase (NADPH) activity; L-xylulose reductase (NADPH) activity.